Molecule: messenger RNA, 736 nt
Organism: Gaeumannomyces tritici R3-111a-1
Lineage: Eukaryota; Fungi; Ascomycota; Sordariomycetes; Magnaporthales; Magnaporthaceae
Product: LYR family protein
Exons: 5
Coding region: 325-624 (99 amino acids)
Biological process (GO): mitochondrial electron transport, NADH to ubiquinone
Source: RefSeq, a predicted model, not a curated record
CCUGCCUAACGCAGGCACCGUGGCACAGGGAAAGCUGGCUGGGGAGACCCACAACGAAGCAGAAAGAACCUCAAUCGCCGUUCCCGAGAAGCUCGACGCCUCCCACUCUGCAUUGAGCCGGCCGCACAUCGAAACGCGACCCCCCCGACGACGACAAUUAAUCGCCCACCCAGAUCAAUGGGCCGGAUUCGGACCGCCUGGACAAUAAACGUGUCGCCGACCACGUUUCCUCCCCAUUCGCGAAGCUGAGCCGUGUCCCGACGAGAUCCGUCCAGUCCCCCCCUCCCCGACCGCAGGCCGCCGCGCCCAUCGCAUCCCGACAACAUGUCCACCCGUCAAGCUGCGCUGUCGCUCUACCGCCGCUCCCUGAAGCUCUCGCUCGACUGGGCCGUCCACAGGCACCUCUGGCGGGGGCAGGCUCUGUACAUCCGGUCGCUGUUCGAGGCCAACAAGAGCAUCAAAGAGCCGCGGCAAAUACGAGCUCUCCUGAAGGAGACCGAAACCUUGCUGGAUACAUGGAAGCAUCCUGACCCCUUCUGUCACCCGACGGCCCCAGGAGGUUCCAAGUUCGAGAGAAACCUACCUCCCCCGAGGACCGACCCUCCUCCCCCACUCAAGUUCUGAGCGGUAUCCACGGGAAGAUGUCUAGGACGGAAGAUGUCUGGGAAAGCAUAUGUAUUUAGAUAAAACCCGACAUCAAUCGACGGCCAGAGAGAUGCGACUUGCGGAAGAUGAA